AUGGGCCCGGUGGACUGGGCGAGUUCCAGAGUUUGCGGACGCCAACGAGCGUCUACGGGAAACGUGUCAGGAAAAUAUGCCGUACUGGAAUUCGAACCACUUCUCGACUCAUCCUCCAUCGACAGCAAGGGAUGGGCCGAGAUUGCGCAAACGAUAUUUCGCAACUACAAGUUGUUCGACGGCUUUGUCGUUCUUCACGGCACUGACAGUCUUGCAUACACCUGUUCAGCUCUUAGUUUCAUGUUGCAAAACCUGGGCAAGCCUGUCAUACUCACGGGAUCCCAGGUACCAUUCUCGGAGCGCAAAAAUGAUGCUCUCGAGAACCUCCUCGACUCCCUGGACAUAGCUGGGCACUUCAUGAUCCCCGAGGUUUGUCUCUGCUUCAACUCGACCUUGUUUCGGGGCAAUCGAACCACAAAGGUAUCUGCAAGCGCAUUUGAUGCAUUUGCGUCUCCGAACUUUCCUCCAUUGGCCAAAAUCACCGCAGUGGGUACCCAUGUUGAAUGGAACUCUGUCAAAAGGUCAACCUCACUUGAAGCCUUUAGCAUUCAAUCAGACCUUGAGAUACACCAUGUGGCCUGUUUGCGCAUCUUCCCGGGCAUCAAACCGAAAAUGGUAGAAGCUGUUCUGCGGACCGAAGGCCUUCGUGGUCUUGUCCUCGAGACAUUUGGUGCCGGCAACGCCCCCAGUGGACACGACAACAAAUUGACCCAGGUCAUCUCUGACGCUGUUCAACGUGGCAUUGUGAUUGUGAACGUCACUCAAUGUUUGACUGGCAGUGUCAACCCGCUUUAUGCACCUGGAAUGGUCCUUGGCCGAGCUGGCGUUGUUGCGGGCGGCGAUAUGACAAGCGAAGCAGCUUUGACCAAACUGUCUUACCUUCUGGCCCUUCCCGGAGCCUCGCCAGAAUCGGUAGCCAAAGACAUGGCGACAUCCAUUCGUGGUGAGCUUUCGGAGCACGCGGGUACCAUUUUCAAACAUCCGACUGGCGAGUUAUCAUCCCCUGUCGCUCAGCUUACAGCAAUCGCAUACGCGACUGCCAGUGGAGAUAUUGAGAAAGUGAAAGACAUCCUUCGCAACGACAACCAACUGAUAAACCGGGCCGACUACUCCGGAAACACGCCCGUUCAUCUUGCGGCAACUGGGCCCAAUAUUGCCAUCCUUCGGCAUCUGCUCUCACUGGGUGCAUCGGUACACAUCCGCAACCACACCGGUUCAGGCAGGACACCUCUUUUUCUGGCUGCCAACGCUGGCUUAUUACCGCACGUAAUGCUUUUAAGACAGGCGGGCGGACAUCUCCAUGCCGAAGAAUUGGAGACGGCAAGACUCCACGCGAGCCAACGACCCGAGGUGUGGAAACAGGCGGGCCUGGAAGUGCCCUAA
This is a messenger RNA of Cladophialophora psammophila CBS 110553, 1383 nucleotides long. RefSeq names its product L-asparaginase. The record is from RefSeq and is a predicted model, not a curated record. The coding region runs from base 1 to 1383 and encodes 460 amino acids. Lineage: Eukaryota; Fungi; Ascomycota; Eurotiomycetes; Chaetothyriales; Herpotrichiellaceae. Gene Ontology annotation, molecular function: protein binding; asparaginase activity. The transcript has 4 exons.